UGAAUGGAACAAAAAUGCAAGAAUUUACUCAAAGUCAUUGGGUGGACUGGAAUUCCACUCAAAACAUCAAUGAGAUUUUUGGCUGAGAUCGUGUUGUCUACUUUGAUGCCAACAUCCUGUUGAAAAUUUUAAUAAUCGAAUUCUUUGGAGCGUCCGAUAUAUAAGAUUGACGGGAUCUGAUUAAUAUUACUGGAGGCGUUCAGAUGCCCAAGUCUUCAAGGCAAGUGACGUGCGAGGAGGCAUCCAAAGUCUUAACGAAAGACAUCUGAUGGGCACUUCCUAACUGUUCUUAGCUCUUACAGAAUGCAACAAAAGGAAUUCCAACGAAAAUCAUGGCUACAAUCUUGGGCGCUCCACAUCAUGGGUUCCCAACUUAGUCAGGAAUUGUGAAUCAAACUGAGGCGAGUUCCAUAAUAAGGCAUGAUAAAAGCACAAACAUUUUCACGCCACGGCCCCCCUUGUUUCUUUCUUGGUGGGGCGAGAGAGAGAGGGAGGGAGGCAGCGUCAUUCCACGUUUUCGUCUUACUGAUUUCCACGCAAAACAAACGCCGUCAGUUGCUCUGCCCCUCAAAAUCCAGAAACUUCACCCUUCCUCCAUCUUCUCCUCGUCCUCGUCGCCGCCCUCGUCCGCGUCCUGUUCAGCAUUUCUUAGUUGUUCAUCGUUUUAACCAUCGUCCGUUGUUCGUGAUUGUUUUUGCUCUCAAACGAACAUUCUGUUCAAAUUCCUCUCUCUCUUUCUCUGUCUCUGUCUCCCUCGUUCUCUCUCUGACUCAGAACUGAAUGCAUUCACAAUACUAGAGGUCGAUCGAUCUUUCCUCUGUACAAUCUUGAUGAACAUUUCGUUCUACUGUGAUAUUGGAAGUGGGCAGUCAAAUAAUUGUUGAUAAACGAAAUUCGAGGUCAGGGGUGCAGAGGAUUGAGAACAACAGCAAGGGAGUAUGAAUUGCUUCGCUUGUUUUAGAUCUGGCGAAAACAAGCGUUUGUCAAGGAGCCAGGCGAAGGGAGAGGCUGUUCCUCUAGCAACGCUUUUUGAAAACAUCUCUUUUAAAGCUGACAGUUUCAGGCAUAAGUUGAUAUCCGAGGAAAUCCAAAAACUUGGCAAUGGUAACAUCACUACGAGAAUUUUCAAAUUCAAUGAGUUAGCAGAAGCUACAGACAAUUUCAAAGCUGAUUGUUUAGUGGGUGAAGGAGGUUUUGGAAGAGUUUAUAAAGGCCAGCUUAAAAGCACAGGACAAGCUGUGGCUGUAAAGCAGCUUGACCGAAAUGGCCUGCAAGGAAACAGGGAGUUCCUUGUCGAAGUCCUGAUGUUGAGCCUCCUCCAUCAUCCUAAUCUUGUAAAUCUCAUCGGAUAUUGCGCAGAAGGUGACCAAAGGGUUUUGGUAUAUGAAUACAUGCCACUGGGAUGUUUGGAAGAUCACCUUCUUGACUUGGCACCAGGAAAGAAUCCAUUGGAGUGGCAUAUCAGGAUGAAAAUAGCUGCAGGUGCAGCCAGAGGUUUAGAGUACUUGCAUGAUGAAGCUAACCCACCUGUCAUCUACCGUGAUUUUAAAGCAUCAAACAUUUUACUUGAUGAGGAAUUCCAUCCAAAGCUGUCUGAUUUUGGACUUGCUCGACACGGUCCGGUGGGCGACAAGAGCCAUGUCUCAACAAGGGUGAUGGGCACGUAUGGCUACUGUGCACCUGAAUAUGCAAUGACAGGCCAACUGACUACAAGAUCCGAUGUUUACAGUUUUGGUGUCGUCCUCCUUGAAAUUAUUACAGGAAGGAGAGCUGUUGACAAUGCUAGACCAACAAGCGAGCAGAACCUUGUUUCUUGGGCACAACCACUAUUCAAGGACCGAAGGAAGUUUACUCAGAUGGCUGACCCCUUGCUUGAGGGAAAAUAUCCCAUCAAGGGUCUUUACCAAGCUCUUGCUGUCGCCGCUAUGUGCCUCCAAGAAGAAGCCAGUACACGGCCUCUGAUGGGCGAUGUUGUUACAGCACUUGAACAUUUAGCAACACAGAAUAUUGAUCCUGAGAAAAGCUUGAGUACCCAUGAGACGACAAUGCCAAUCAAUCAAGCAAGCGAAACCACUGCAGAAGGAGAUGAAAAUUCUCAGGAACCAUUGCCUUCAUCAACAGAAAGAGAUGGUGAAAAUUGUCCAGAUGUUGUUCCACGUGAGGUGUCAUCACCACUGGAAGAUGAGAAGAUCAAUAUCAAUUGCAAUGAAGAUGGAGAUCCAGCAGAAAUUUCUUCAACUGCUCAAAACGAACAUGAUAUUUCCAAUGAAAAUGCUGACCUAAAGGCGUUGCCUACAUAAGAGAAGUUGGAAGAAUUCAUGUUAGGUCUGAGGGAAAACAUGAGAACACACGGAGUGCCAGGAAGAAUGGCAGGGGGGAGGAGAAUGAUCAUGGAAAUUUAGGGUGCUAGCUAUGCACCAUGUUUCAUUGUGUAUAAAGCCUACUUGUGCUUGUUCAGGACCCCUCCAUGGUUGAAGUUUGAAUGUCAAAUGAGACCACAUUCAUCUAUCAGUUUCACUGUCGUUCGUAAUUCAUCGUCACAGUAGUGACCUAAUUAUAUAAAGUCUGGAAGCGCUCAGUUAGUCGAAACAAAAUGCUUUUUUUUCAUCUUCA
Messenger RNA from Nymphaea colorata (pocket water lily), 2613 nucleotides. RefSeq names its product probable serine/threonine-protein kinase PBL23. Gene Ontology annotation, molecular function: ATP binding; protein kinase activity. Gene Ontology annotation, biological process: protein phosphorylation. The record is from RefSeq and is a predicted model, not a curated record. The transcript is spliced from 5 exons. Lineage: Eukaryota; Viridiplantae; Streptophyta; Magnoliopsida; Nymphaeales; Nymphaeaceae. Bases 939 to 2300 code for a protein of 453 amino acids.